Messenger RNA from Oncorhynchus nerka (sockeye salmon), 5263 nucleotides. RefSeq names its product FH2 domain-containing protein 1-like. Lineage: Eukaryota; Metazoa; Chordata; Actinopteri; Salmoniformes; Salmonidae. The record is from RefSeq and is a predicted model, not a curated record. Bases 642 to 4112 code for a protein of 1156 amino acids. The transcript is spliced from 12 exons.
CAUAGGAGAACACUUGAAACUGCGGAGCAGCACAAUGCAUUGGCUUGAGUGAGGAGGCAAGCAACAGAGAACGAAAUAAAACAAUACGUUUUUCAUUGAAGUUUACAACAAUAAAUAAGGAUUUGUAAAAUACGUUUUGGCCAUAACUUUGUAAAGUUGGAUAUCGCAUCAUAACGCACUAUUGGAGAGACUGAGACUUGCACCACUGUGAGAAGAAAAUAGAGAAAAGGACACACCUUGGUUGAGUAGAGACAUUAAAGCUACAGCCUAACUAGCCGCCAUACCUUACAUCUCAAUAUCCAUCUAUCUAUGUUGAACACUGGCUAUCUGCAAUGCUAGUCCACAACCAGUCCCAGUCCUAAACCCUAGUUGAGCCCUAUCCUAACUCCCAACUAGCAACUAUGCUCCUCAACCAGUCCUAAACCCUAGUUGAGCCCUAUCCUAACUCCCAACUUGCCUCCAUGCUCUUCAACCAGUCCUAAACCCUAGUUGAGCCCUAUCCUAACUCCCAACUAGCCUCUAUGCUCCUCAACCAGUCCUAAACCCUAGUUGAGCCCUAUCCUAACUCCCAACUAGCCUAUAUGCUCCUCAACCAGUCCUAAACCCUAGUUGAGCCCUAUCCUAACUCCCAACUAGCCUCUAUGCUUAUCAACCUAACCGUGUCCGUCAAGGAGUCCCGUGCCUUUCAUGGAACGCCACCCGCCAGCCCUCGCGGUGUUGCACCCCUCGUCUUGGAAGUGACAGCUAUGGACACCCUUCCUGGCCUUACCUAUGCUCCCCUAACCCAAACCCCUCCUCCGCCCCCUCCUCCGCCCCCUCCUCCGCCCCCACCUCCCUCCACCUCCUGCUCCUCUCCUCUGACCCGUAUGGACUCGGCCCAUCGCAGCCGGCUGAGGAAACUGAACUGGGAGCAGAUCCCUAAGGAGAAGGUGGAGGGGAGGAAGAGUGUCUGGAGUGGAGCGGCUACGGAGGAGGAAGAGUUCCCUAUAGACCUCCACUCUCUGGAUGAGCUGUUUGGACAGAAGGACAGUAAACCUCAGGACAGAGCCAGGAGUUUGAGACGCAGGUCUGUGCUGAUGCGAUGCAGUUCACCCCAGGACAACACCACAGAUAAGGUCUCACUACUGGACUCCAAACGCAGUAUGAAUGUGGGAAUAUUUCUACGACAGUUUAAGACGGCUGUCCAGGAGAUAGUGGAGGAUAUCCGGCAGGGGGUCGGGACCCGCUACGGGGCCGAGAAACUGUCCGAGCUCUGCAAACUGCUGCCUGACGCAGACGAGGAGGCUCGUCUGAAGAGGUUCAAGGCCGAACGCAGUGGGCUUGGGGAGCCUGACCUCUUCAUGAUUCUGCUAGUGGAAGUCCCCAGCUUUCGUCUGCGUCUGGAUGCCAUGAUCCUGCAAGAGGAGUUUGACCCUGCCGUGACCUCUCUCUGUUUGGCUGCCAGAUGUCUGAGGGAGGCGGCCAGAGAGCUGUUGAGCUGUCCUGAGCUGCACUCCAUCCUCCGCCUGGUUCUGAAGGCAGGAAACUACAUGAACGCUGGUGGGUAUGCAGGCAACGCAGCAGGGUUCCGAAUCCCUUCCCUGCUCAAGCUGGCCGACACUAAAGCCAACAAACCAGGCAUGAACCUCCUGCACUUUGUGGCCAUGGAAGCCGUGAAAAAGGACCAGAGUUUACUGUCGUUUCCCGGCCAACUAGGACACGUCGGCCCCGCCUCCAGGUUGUGUGAGGAGUCGGUAGUAGAGGAUCUCUCCAGGCUCCACAGGCGUGUGGCAUCCCUCAGGAUCAGUGUCCAGACGGAGGCAGAGAUCCAGCAGCUCACACAGCUUUUCCUGGAGGUGGCAGAGGAGCGUCUGAAGGAAGCAGAGGAUGAAGUGGAGGGGAUGAGGAUGUCCAGUCAGGCUCUGGUCCAGUUCUUCUGUGAGGAUGACACCACUUUUAAACUGGAGGAAGCCUGCAGGGUCUUCCACUCCUUCUGCCUUCGCUUCCAAAGAGCCGUACAGGAAAACGCUGAGCGGGAACAGAAGGAGCAGAAACGGAUGGAGCGUGAGAUGGUGGAGAAGCGUCGCUCCGUGGCCGUGUGUACAGGGCUGGACCUGGACCUGGCUGUGGCUACGGGUCGGGUGUCCCCACCGGGAACCCAGGAGAACCAGAAUGACCUAGAGAAAACCCUUGAGAACCUGAGCCACGCCUGGAGCCGGCGCAGCCUUAGAACCCAGGAGAACCGCAGGCACUCCCACCACCUCCAGAACUACACCUCCGUUCCUAUUCAGACAUCCCCGGGUUUGGUUAGAAACACAUCCACCCAACUCCACCUUAGCUCCUCCAACCUCCAGACCUCUCCAGGGCUACCCUGCCCCACCUACCCCAACCAGGAGAGACCAUCCCUGGGGACCGAGACCAAGACAGAGCCCCUGGUCCGUCAGCACCAACAAGUCUUGGAGACUAAGGGACCAAAUCAUGAAGGGACAACUCAGACUCAAGUCUCAGAACCGCAACAUGAACUGACUUCUGACAUCAUUCAAACCCAGUGUGGACAUAGAUUCAAAUUCCCCCAAAACAGGCAGGACACUAUUGCCUAUGUCACCCAAACCCAACAUGGAAUAUUUAAAAACGUCAUUGAUAGCCGACAUGCACCAACGGCUCGAGUGACUCAAACUCACGAUGAACGGACUGUUGAUGCCGUCCCUGAACCGUGUGUACUGACCACUAAGUCUAUGGCCAGUCCUUAUAGACACUCCUCCACUACCACUACUGCCAUCCCCAGUGUGAGAAGAAAUACCAUUGGUCUUAGACACAGGUAUGACCUAGAGGGGACUGACCCUACCCCUGUUUCUCAGGCGAAACACACAGACACCUCAGUCAGAGACGCAGCGCAUCAGGACCCUGACCUCGCUCAGUUAACAGGGUCAAUGGUUACUCAGGUGACUCAGCAGCCCUUCGAGAGCCAAUCAGAAACAUCCAUGGCCACUGCCACCCCAGACGGUGUCCAAUCACAAUCCCAGGAUGCUAAGGGAGCCAAUGAGACCACACCAGGACGUGGUGGUGCCUUGGAGCUGAGGCUUUCACCUGAGGGCGGACCAAGCCAGCAGAGGGAAACCGAAUCUGUGGAACAGAGCUGGCUGACUCCGAGCCUACCAGAACUGAGCCCACAGCGGGCACAGGAAUGCCCAGAGGUCUCCAGCCCUGACAGGGAGAGGGACCGGUCAUACCCAUGUGUGGGCGAAACCCUUGAGUGCCACACCCUGGUCCGAGGUCUGCGUUCCUACGACAACCUAUCCCCUCCUCCCACAACACUCUCCAGAGGCCCACCCAGCCUCUGCUCCAAGUGGAGGAAAGCGAAGCAGGCGGAGACUCCAGGGGCUGGUUCUGGGUCUCCAAUGGGGAAAGAGGACUCUCGGGGCGGGGGGAAGUCUCCUGUUGUCCGAGGUGGGGCUAAGCGGGGCUUGGUACCCCGUGCAGGUCUACCGAACAAUACUGCUAUCCAUAGGGUGCGUUUUAUUACCAAACCGGAGACACAGACACCCACCGGCCCCGUUCCAAAUCCUAAUUUACAGACUACAUCACGUUCCACUGCGUCCCCGUCCGUACCCAGCGCCUCCAUACGCUCCUCCCCCAUCACACGCCCUACUACUGCCCAGACAGAGGUGAAGCGGCGCGGUAGCACCAGGAGUGAGAGGAGCCAGGCUGGGGGUGAGAACCAGCAGCAGACCCCAGGGAAACACACCUUGACCCGCCGGGCAUCAGAGAGAGCUGGGAUGGGGCUUGGACCAGAGAGGGAGAGGACUUCUAGCACCAGCACCAAUAGUAGUACAGCUACCACCCAGCCAGCCUUUGUCAGAGGCUCUCCUCUCAGGGUCACCAAACGUCUUGCCCCCACCUCCAACUCUGAGACCCAACACUCCUCUCAGCCCCGCUCCACACACAGCCCCUCCUCUGCUACAGCUAAAACCAUCCGUACAGCUGUUACAGCUGCGUCCAGGACUAGAACAACCAAGACGAGCCCCAGCACAGAUCCCUCUAGAGCUGCUGUCCCUGCCUGUAAAACCCCCACAGCAACACGGAUACCUGGACCUAAAAUGGCCCGUCCUGCCUCCUCGCCCAUGUGGAAGUGAUCGUGGGAGAUCCUACCACUUUUUCAGUCUUCUGUCCACAUGCCUCGGUGUGUUUAUGUUUGUGUCCACUGUACAUGUAUGUGGGUAUCAAUAAAUGACUUGGUGAAUUGUACCAGACCUCUCUGUUCUGGAGGGGUAGGCAGUUACUGGUCCAUGCAGACUCUAUUGAGCUUGUCCAGAAUCGAUGGGGUGUUUUCACUUGGGUCUGUCUUAUUGUAAAGUGCAAUUAAGGACGUACGAAGUACCUGCCAUUCUCGCUCUUGUCUGGCAGGAAGAUGACAAAGAACUGCAACUCGAACAAAAUGGCUGCCACUACACUCUACAUUUACUAUGUUUUGCAAAUGGACAGUAGGUGUACUGUCACUGUAGAUAGAAUUGUCUUCUGUUCUACACUCUACCUCCAUCCACUAGUGUCCUGUCCAUGCAACAGGGCACUUCAAGGAGAUACUCUAACCACCUCACACCCAACCUGGACUUUGUUAAGCUACUGAAAUGGGUGCCUCAUUUGUUGUUCAAGAAAAUCAUUUGUUUAGAAUAAUUUGCCACUGCGGCCUCCUCUGUGCCUUGGUCUUCCAACAGAUCACUCUCAUCGACCAGUCUUUUUAGGUUGUAUGUUGUAUGUUGAAAAUGGCGUGUUCGUCUUCAAAGGUUAUUUUAUUUUACUUUACCUGCAUCCCAAAUUGCACCCUAUUCCCCAUAUAGUGCACAACCUUUGACCAGGGCCCCCAAACAGCUCUGGUCCAAAUGAGUGCACUAUGUAGGGAAUAAUUUCCCACUGUGUUUUGAGCGGCCAUUCUUAGAACUGUAUUUCUACACCUGUUGUGCUGUUUCAUUAGAUGCAUGGACCAAACUCAGAUUAAAUAGAUGGAAUUUCACUUUUGUUGUUUUCUCACCUUGGGCUAUCGAUUUGCCCAAUCAGCAAUCAAUCGGUAUGAUAUCGAAUUGAUUAUUGGUAAUUGAGCGAUUUUAUUGGUUAUCCUCAUCUUGAAUGUGCUCUUCAUUCUGACACACUUUAAGUUGCUAGGAUACUCACUGUAAUAUUCUGCUGCUGUUAAUAUCAAAAGGAUCUUAAAAUGAACGGCAUGAAUUGUUAUCCAUGGCAACAAUGUGUGUAUUUGUAAAUAACAUAUAAAAUAAAGUUGCUAAUCAGA